UACUACAGAUAUUAUAGAUCAUAUACAUAAUAGUACUACAGAUGUUAUAGAGUUAGAAUAUAUUUUUAAAACUUUUGAUAAAGAUUUUGUAGAUAAUAGCAUUUUUAAACCAAAAAAUGUCUUAAAAAUGCAUAUAGAUAGUAGUAUUUUAGCACUGGA
Messenger RNA from Dentiscutata erythropus, 159 nucleotides. Lineage: Eukaryota; Fungi; Glomeromycota; Glomeromycetes; Diversisporales; Gigasporaceae. The record is from the annotation of a GenBank genome assembly.